Dentiscutata erythropus is the source of this 1185-nucleotide messenger RNA. Lineage: Eukaryota; Fungi; Glomeromycota; Glomeromycetes; Diversisporales; Gigasporaceae. The record is from the annotation of a GenBank genome assembly.
AUGAAUUAUUUAUAUACAAAACUUUCGUUGUCAUAUUUUGGAGCACUUCUUGCUUCCUCCGUUUGCGGAACACAAUAUCUUUUCUCUGCAUAUAGCACUGCAUUGGCCAGUAAAUUAAAUUUUAGCUCCGUUCAAAUUAAUACCAUUGGAAGCGCAACUAAUUUCGGUUGUUAUUUGAGCGGUCCAAUUUUCGGUUAUAUCAUUGAUCACCAUGGACCUAGAAGGACUGCCAUGAUCUCUUCGUUCUUUAUUUUUGCCGGAUAUUUUUGUUUAGCAAUGACGUAUGGGGAAAUAUUUAAUUCAAAAUCCUUUCUUCUAUGUGCUUUAUAUUUGCUUACCGUUGGAAUUGCUUCGUCUGCAGCCUACAAUUCGGUUCUUGGACUUGUCGCUAGAAAUUUUACAAAAAAUCGUGGAAUUGCAUUUGGUUUUCCUGUAGCAUUAUAUGGCCUUUCCGCUUUCUUGUUCGCUCAAGUGAACGGCUUAUAUUUCAAUAACGAUACAUACCAUUUUCUAAUAUUCCUUGCUAUAGCAUGUGGUUUGUCUAUAUUAAUAGGCGGCUGGUUUUUGGUAGUCAUACCUCGUAACAAGCUUAUCGCCGAAGCUAAUCAAAUUUCUGAUCUUCCCGAAUCAUCCUCAUCCAGUGAUCAAAGCAAUGAACAAACCCCUUUGAUAGACAACAAAAUUUCUGAUGAGCCUGACAUAGGAGGAUUGGAAUUAUUUUAUAAUUCUGAUGCUUUACUUUUAGGUACCUUAAUGUUCUUGCUCGGUGGAUGUGGACUGAUGUAUAUUAAUAACGUUGGGGAAAUAAUAAAAUCGCUAUAUUCCCUUCCAUCAUCGGAACCAUCACAUCAAAACGAUGGAAUCAAUUCCUUUGCAGACAUUCAAGAAUUACAGAAUCUGCAUGUUUCACUUCUUUCUAUUUCCUCAUGUUUUGGCCGCAUUUUCGUGGGGUUCUUUUCAGAUAUCACGAAGCAAAUGUUUAAUCUUCGAAGAAUAUCCUUUUUUAUUCUAUCAGGGUGUCUAUUGUCAUUCGGACAUUUUUUGACUGGAUUUUGGAUUAAAUCGUUGGAUUUUCUGUAUCCAGCGACAAUUUUUGUUGGUACAGGAUUUGGAAUGAUGUUUAGUAUUGCGCCUACAAUAACAAACGAAUGGUUUGGCCCAAAAAGAUUUGGUAUUAAUUGGUGA